AAUGUGAAUAUGCCAUAACUCUUAAUUAUGUCGAUUCUAAUUGAUACAAGUCAUGAAGCAGCCUUUAUUGCUCAUGGACAUCCAAUGGAUGUUUUCUUCUCCCGAAGACUCACUGUCCAGAGCGGUCAAAAUAUGCCCCAAUACUCACGAGUGUGUCCUUCUGUGGGUCAAUGGGCGUCUUCCAGCGCGGUGUGAUGUAAUUUUUGGUGUCAAUGUUAAUCGAAUAUGAAGUAUUUAGAGGUGUCCUGCGCUGAGUUGGGCACACUAUUGUGGUAGAAUGGCCCAAAUUGACCGUGUUUUUUGUCCGCGUCGCCAGGACGACCGUUGAUAUCAACAAAGCCGCGCACAAUUUGAGCCGAGAGAGGCGAGCUAUCCGUCCAAGUGAGGCGUGAGCAGUGCUCGGGAGACUUGCUGGGGUGUAACAUGUGUGAUUGGUGUGCACGUGAGACUGAGAUUGUGCAGCCAUGAGUGGUGUGAAUGAAGCUGUGAUCAAGAGGACCCAGGAGACGCUGGGGAAGUUCGUGAAGAGACCGCCGCUGACGGAGAAACUGCUGCUGAAGCCACCGUUUCGAUUCCUCCAUGAUGUCAUAAAUGUGGUGAUCAAGGAGACGGGGUUCCUGAAAGGAUUGUACACGGCGGAGGAGCUGAAUUCGGAGAAUAUCAAAGAUCGAGAUGCCAAAAUUAAAUUUCUAGAGAAAUUAAUCAAUAUUGUCGCGGUGGUUACCAAGGCGGAGCUGAAGGUGCGACCGUCGAAGAUUGUGGCCGGGCAGGAGCCCGAGAGGACCAAUGAGUUGCUGCAGGCCAUUGGGAUGGCCAUUGAGCGGAAGCUGGACAGCAGGCAGGCCAUAGAGGCGGCGAAGGCGGGAAAUGCGCCCGCCAAAAAGACUUCAAAAACUCCCGCGGCGACCCAGAAAACAAAGCCAUCACCCACGACAACGGUGGCGACAAAGGGUUCGAAAUCUGUGGGGAAAGUUGAGAAGGCAACAGAGAAGAGAGCAAAACCCGCUGACACUGAGAAGAAGCCCAAAGCGGAGGCAAAAGUGGCAAAGCCCGUGACGAAGAAGGAGAACCUGAUAGUGAAGAAUGAGAAGAACAAAAAGGAUCAGGAUAAGAAGAGAAUAGACAGUGGAAUCAAAUUGGAGGAUUCACCCAAUGAGCAGGAAACGAAUCGUGAGGAUUCUCCGAAGGGAAUUCAACUGACUCUCGAAGCGACGCCGCAGAUUGAUCAAGUUCCUACUGAGAAAGUCGUAGAAGAGCCGGUUAAGGUUGUUGAGGAGAAACCCGAAGUCAAGCCUGAGAAUCCUGUUCAGGAAGUGCGGAAAGAGCGCGAUGAACUCGUGGACGUCAUUGAUGAGGAGGCAGAGCGUCGUCGGAAUGAGAAACGCCCACCGAAAUCCGCUGAGGAGGUCGAAGUGCCUCAGCCUGAGGAGCCAGAAUCGCGUUCUGAGAGUCAUCAGAGGAAGAGAACGAAGUCUUCGGAGAAGAAAGUGAAGAAGGUGAAGGAGGAGCGAAAGCCCUUGACUAAGCAGGCGAGCGUGGAUGGAAGUGGAAAGAUACAGAAUGUUCCGCGCCCGAGAACUUCCUUGCGACCACCGAGUGUUCGACCGGCUUCGGCGCGUCCGGGAGCGCCUCGGAGGCGCGACAAGAACGUCGAGAUUGUUCUGCAGCCUGAGGAGAUGGUGAAGAUGGGAGAUAUCAGUGUGAAGAUGGAGAAUUUCUCGGUGGAUCUCGAGGACGAUGGGGAGAAUCUGAUAAUCAUUGAGGAUUCUACGCAGCGCGAUGAUCCAAUGCCAUCUCCCGCUGCCCUGGAGGGUGUGGACGCAGGUCAGGAGCAUGGGCAUCUGGUGCAGCAGAUUCUGGAGACGCAGAAAGGACUGACUGGGGGAAAGGGCGCAUCAGAGGAGGAGAAGAAGGACGAGUGGAGUGAUCGUCGCACGAGGCAGACUUCGACGCAGCAAAUGGACGCUCUCAGAGACUCCAUCCAGAAGCUGACCAGAGCCGUGAAUCCUCUGGGGAAGCUGAUGAAUUUCCUGCAGGAGGACAUCGAUUCCAUGCAGAGGGAGUUCAAUAUGUGGCGCGAGAUGCACCAGAUGGCUCUCAAUGAGCUGAAUCGCGAGCGAUCUCACUCUCAGCCCGCCACGGAAGCCCUGAAGUCGCUGGAGGCGUCAAUACAGGAACACAUCGAGCUUAUUGACAUCAGUCGUGGCAAUAUUCUGCACAAUGAGCAGAAAAUUGCCAAGCUUCUCACUGAUACCUAAUGACAACGUCACGAUCUCUCACGAGCACACAAAU
Molecule: messenger RNA, 2292 nt
Organism: Phlebotomus argentipes
Lineage: Eukaryota; Metazoa; Arthropoda; Insecta; Diptera; Psychodidae
Gene: IFT54
Product: TRAF3-interacting protein 1
Exons: 3
Coding region: 465-2258 (597 amino acids)
Biological process (GO): intraciliary transport; regulation of microtubule cytoskeleton organization; cilium assembly
Cellular component (GO): axoneme; intraciliary transport particle B; ciliary basal body
Molecular function (GO): microtubule binding
Source: RefSeq, a predicted model, not a curated record